Messenger RNA from Durio zibethinus, 1566 nucleotides. Lineage: Eukaryota; Viridiplantae; Streptophyta; Magnoliopsida; Malvales; Malvaceae. The record is from RefSeq and is a predicted model, not a curated record.
CUUCAUCUCUCUUGCUUUUCAUUUCUAAAGAAAAAAAUGGGAAAGCAAAGCAGAUCUAAGAAACCGGAGAAUCUAGGCAAAGGUAAAGUCACUCCGGUCCAAGUCGCAUUCAUCGUCGACCGUUACCUUUUCGAUAACAACUACUCCGAAACUCGUUCCAUUUUCAGAACCGAAGCUUCUUCUCUCAUCUCCAAAUCUCCCGUUCGAGAGGCGCCGAAGAGUUUGUUAAGUUUGGGGGCAAUGUUAGACGAGUACGUUUGUUUGAAAGAGCAAAAGGUGAUAGUAGAGCAGGAAAAGGCUCGUUUGGAGCAAGAAAAAUGCAGGGUUCAGUCUCUUUUGCAGGGAAUGCAAACUGUAAUGAACGCUUACAACGCAAGUGCCAUUGCACCCGUGCCUAUGAUCUCUCAUGCUAAUGCGACUAAGUCGGUAGGCCAGGUUCCUCAGCCAGAUCCAUGUUCUAGGUCUCCUCCGGGCCCUCCUGUGUGUAGCACACCAACUGUUAUUCCAUUAUCCGUUCCUUCUAAUUACAUAAUGGAGCGUGAUAAUUACUCUUCGCCAGUUACAAGUCAGCCAUUAACAAGAAAUAAGAGGAGUUCGGAGAUUGUCACUGAAGCCCCAACAGCUGCAAAGAAAACUCGUAGCAAAUUGACUUCUAGGAUGUUAACAUCCCAAGGAACAAAAAAGUUUCCAGAAUCUGACAAUGGAAUGAAUAGCCAAGUAGCUGGUCAGCUAAUUUCUGUAAAUCAAUCAUCAUCCCCCAAUUGCACAGCCAAUGAAUCAACAAUGCACGUAUCAAGUGUUGCCAAGUGUUUGUUCAAUCAGCCACAGCUGUCCCCUCCAACCAAUUCAUCAGGUCCUAAGACACCUCCACAAGCAGUUUCCCCUCAGAGUGAUAAAUCAAAGACUCCAUUGGAUGUUUCUUCAACUGCUAAUUGCAGUCACAAUAGUACUCCUCAAGAGAUCACUCCUACCAACUGUACUAUAAUUUCAACUGAGAGGGUUACAGUUAGUCCUUUAAAACAAAUGACAUGUUACACCAUUGAGAGGAACCAUUGCAUUUCUUCUUGUUCACCAGUUAAGGCAUGCUUAAAGAGGCUUGGCAAGAGGGAUCAUGUAAAAAGCAGGCUGGACUUUGAUGGUUCUGAUGCAACAGUGAAUGCGAACAAACCAAUAACAAAUGACACUUCAACAUCUGAAUCUGAAAUGGAUGUGGAUCUCUUUGACCUAGAUUUGCCUAAUUUAGAUGCUUUUGGAGCAAAUUUCUCCUUUUCUGAACUGUUGGUGGAUCUUGAUCUUGGAUGUGAAGGAAUUGGCUACACCUGUCAACCAACAUUGGGUACUGCAGAUGCUCUUUCAGGGUCAUCUCAUGAAUCAGGGGAUGGCAAUCUGGGGGCUAAUCGAGUCAUGUCAGAGUUUUCAUCUACUGUCACAGAACUGCUUUCAGAGAAAGACAUUAAUGCACAAGGAUCCGACACCGUGACUUCAGUGAAGUCUAUAACAAAAUGCAUAAAAAUAUUAAGCCCUGAUUGUGUAAUCAGGGCUGCUGUUAGCAGUUUGAUUGUGUAA